Molecule: messenger RNA, 562 nt
Organism: Coccomyxa subellipsoidea C-169
Lineage: Eukaryota; Viridiplantae; Chlorophyta; Trebouxiophyceae; Coccomyxaceae
Exons: 2
Coding region: 41-301 (86 amino acids)
Source: RefSeq, a predicted model, not a curated record
UGACUCCACAAGAAAUGUUUCAGGCGGCCAUGCCGCCGGCAUGUUUUCUGUGCUGGUUGGAAGGACCAGCAAGGACUGCGAUUCAGACCUGCAAGUGCCCAGCCUGCACGCUCUGAGGGAAGCCAUGCCUGGGCUGUGGUCUGUUCCGCCCAGCACAGAGCACAAGGAGAGCGUGCACAUGGCAGGGGAAGACCAGGAAGCUUCCCGUACUCCCCCCGUUGGCCGGAGGCAGGGCGUCUGUGGGCGACCUGCAGAGUCCUCUGCGGAGUGCAGGCGCAGAGAGGUCAAGGUGGCGGGGUGAUAGCUUCCAAUUGCACCAUAUUGGGGUAUUGACGGUCAGUAGCACUGAGCAGACAGUUGGUUAACUGCCAUUAUUGCGCAUCACCAGCACUGCAGACCUGCAAAGCGCACUGAACAGUUAACUUCGGGAAGCCAUGUCAGGGAAUACUACCACAUGUUGCAUGUUCAGGAUCUUGCCUCAGAGGCAUAAAUGAAGUGGAAUAUCCAGGCAUGAUGCAAACCCACAGCAUGUGGGCCUCAAUUGGAAUUGCUUGCAAGUUGC